AUGGUUGAGGAUAUAGACCAUGUCGGCUUCAACUGUCUGGAAAUGGCACCGAAUACUGAAGCAAAAGUUGUAGACAGCGACGGUCGGAUAGUGAAGAAAAACACGGUCGGGGAACUCCUUGUACGCGGACUACAGGCAUUUGACAGGUACCUUAAUAACGAGGAAAGUACCAUGGCUGCCGUUACUCCGCAGCAUUGGUUGAAGACCGGUGACCUCGUCACCAUGAACGAUGACAGCAGCAUCCGCUUUGUUGGAAGGAUGUCAGACGCCAUCAGGAGGGCCGCCGUGCUAAUAUAUCCUGUUGAAGUCGAGGUGGUGAUCUCUAAACACCCAGAGGUGGAUCAGGUCGUUGUGGUAGGAGUUCCUGAUGAGAGAUUCACCCAGGAGUUAUGCGCAUGCGUCAUCCUGACCUACAGUCCUGGAUCCUCGAAGGAACGCCUGGGUACCAUUAAGGCAUGGACGUCGGAUCAGUUUCCUCCAGGUCCGGACGGUCUUUUCCUUGCGCCCAAAUAUUUCCUCUCCUUCCAGGAUUUCCCUAAAACAUAUAAUGGGAAAACGAGUCGACGCGAUAUUUCAAAGAUUGCUGCUGAAAAAUUUAGAUAUUGA
Messenger RNA from Lingula anatina, 606 nucleotides. RefSeq names its product medium-chain acyl-CoA ligase ACSF2, mitochondrial-like. The record is from RefSeq and is a predicted model, not a curated record. NCBI's taxonomy places the organism in Eukaryota, Metazoa, Brachiopoda, Lingulata, Lingulida, Lingulidae.